Centruroides sculpturatus (bark scorpion) is the source of this 930-nucleotide messenger RNA. RefSeq names its product riboflavin kinase-like. The transcript is spliced from 4 exons. Gene Ontology annotation, biological process: FMN biosynthetic process; riboflavin biosynthetic process. The record is from RefSeq and is a predicted model, not a curated record. Bases 357 to 857 code for a protein of 166 amino acids. Gene Ontology annotation, cellular component: mitochondrion. Gene Ontology annotation, molecular function: riboflavin kinase activity. Lineage: Eukaryota; Metazoa; Arthropoda; Arachnida; Scorpiones; Buthidae.
GUCGUCAUCGUUCGUCAUAAUGUAGACGUAUACCUCAAGGUGCUUUUUAAAAUAUAUUUAUGUUUCUUAUUAAUUUAUUUUCCUCGAGACGAUAAUGUUUAAUAUAUUCGCCUCGUCCCGUAUCCGAAAAUGUGAAGUGGUAUAAAGGACGUCAUAUCUGUUAAUUAUGUCGUAAAUAUGAUGUCACAAAUGGAACAGUUAUUAUUUUUUUGUGACGUCGUAAAGUAGGAGGUAACGUACGAUAUCGAGUAUGAGUGCUUAUGCACGUGUAAAUCGUGGAACACAAACGUUCGAGCCGUAGAUCUGUUACGUGGAAGAUUUGCAACUCGGUUUCACCACAUCCCGCUUCUACAACCAUGACUAGUGUAAUUAGGAAAAGUUUACCUUUCUUCGCUUCUGGAAUAGUUGUUAAGGGUUUUGGAAGAGGCAGCAAGGAGUUGGGAAUACCCACAGCAAAUUUUCCCAGCGAGGUGGUGGACCACCUGCCGAAGGACAUAGAGUGCGGAAUAUAUUACGGAUGGGCCGGGGUUAACAACGGACCCGUCUACAAGAUGGUCAUGAGUAUAGGCUGGAACCCUUUCUAUCACAAUAUUAAAAAGUCUAUGGAAACCCACAUAAUAAAUCAGUUUCCCGAGGACUUCUACGGCUCCAUUCUAAGGGUUGCCAUUUUGGGAUAUCUGAGACCGGAGAAAGACUUUUCUUCGUUAGAGGAACUGAAAUCUGCCAUCACCGACGACAUCAGAGAAGCCGAACGUCUCCUGGACCAGCCCCACUACCUGAUAUACAGAGACCAUUCGUUCUUUCACUCCAAAAACGGGACUGCCUUUCCUCCCCAGAACAACGGAUACAGCCUAUAACAUUCCAGAAAAACGGUCUAGGUACUUCGUCUCUGGUCUUCCGCUUUGAAGAUUUAAAUUCUCAAACCUGGCA